Messenger RNA from Aspergillus clavatus NRRL 1, 2688 nucleotides. RefSeq lists its product as uncharacterized. The record is from RefSeq and is a predicted model, not a curated record. The transcript has 5 exons. NCBI's taxonomy places the organism in Eukaryota, Fungi, Ascomycota, Eurotiomycetes, Eurotiales, Aspergillaceae. Bases 1 to 2688 code for a protein of 895 amino acids.
AUGGUGGAAUACCUCGAUGGGCCCACCAACGACGGCACUGCAGGCAUAGGAGCUGAGUUUGAGAGCCCCUUCUUCUAUUUUGAAAACUACAAAUGCAAUUUGGAUGACACCAAUGCGGCGAAGAAAAAAGUUCUUGCAGGUCGCAGAGGACCAAAUUGGGUCCUGACGGCAGACACGGGGGAUGGCCCUGGGAAAGUCAAAGGAGAGUAUAUUCUGAACGGCGAAGCGAUCAAAGUCGGCAGUGGGGACGCUGCCAGAGCAGGGAAAGCAAUAGCAGAUGAUUUUGUGAGUGGCCAAGCAACCAAUACCGGUGUAUCUUCAUUGUUGACAUCUGGCCAGCUAAACUGGGCGCCAUGGAAAGCUCCAGUAAGAGCUACUGUUGGCAUCGAGGACAACAAAUGCAAUCCCUGGACGAUCGGGUCGCCCGGUAAGAGAGACAGUGGGCUGAACACGUUGUGGAUGCCACAGAUCACUGCGCCUAUGCCCCUAGAGGCAGUCUAUAGCCUGAUGAAAUUGCAGUUUCAGACAGAAGACCCGCCCGUCCUCGCCAAAGACUAUAUGUAUGGCAAGAACUAUCUGAUUCUUGUCAUGCCGAAAUAUUUUGAGGGAAACCCCAAUGGUAUUGAUCCGAGCAAGGUUACCGACGAUGUACUCGCAUUCUGCUCCUUGGUUUUAUCCUAUGCGAAAGCCGCAAGCGACCCUCUGAAGCCGGACGAGAGCCCUAAGUUGCGUACAACCUUCAUGCCUCGCACCGACUUCAAUACCCUUUUCAAACAAGUGAAGUCGAAGAUCCCGGGCGACCUUUUCAGUCUCUUCAAUUUCCUAGCAUGCUCCAAAGCAAAUGGGACACGCGAGGUCAUGUUCGAUGAGAAGUACUGCUCUAAACAAGGGUCCAAGAUCAUUUCCAACAACAAAUUUGGCGAUCUGGCUUAUACCAACGUUGCACGUCAUCCCCAUGCCACUAUGAGCGUCAAAUCCUGGAUCCAAGGUAUUGGCGCCUUGUCUCCCUCUCCAGACUUGCUCUCGAAAUUCGACAAAAGUAUCGACGGUUCCAUCGGAGGCCUCGGGUCUAGAAUGGAGAGGAUGUACGGCUCCCAACGCUCUGUCCCUUUGUUCGAGUUCCGCAAUCUCGGGGAGACAGCCACCGUGGGUAUUGAGGGCUUCAUGGCCGAGAUAGACUCAACCAUCCAGGACCUUCACAGGAAGUACGAGAACGCACCUGGCGGGCGAAACGCACGACGUGCAGUGGCAUCAGCCUGCGCCUUGAAUGCUCCCACGACAAAAACCAUCUCCACCGCAAAACCCGAAGUUACGUGCAACACAUUCUCGGAUCCAGAUAACAACGCACCAUCCGGGUGUAAAUGUAGUGGCAUGGAUGGCACUUAUUCUUUCCUCACUCCCUCCGGCACUCAAACUGGCUUCAAUAUCUGCGGGUACACCACCAAGCCAACGGCUACCGUUGGUGCCUCCCAUGGUCCGUUCUACACCACAAGGCCUGAUGGCGUCGUUGUUUCAUGUGCUACUUCUACCUAUCACAAUUAUGCCGUCAAUUCUAAGCCAACAUGUGCAGGCACCACCAAAGCUGUCUCGACUGUUGCAUCUAUUGCGUCUUCCUACUCUUCUUCUCAGAGGGCCGCAUUGUCAGCUACGGCUUGCAAUUCCUUGGCUCCAGCUGCCUCACAAUGGGCAGCAGCAGACUGUGAAGGCGCUUGGACGUCUGCCAUCAACAACUAUAACUCCCACAAGACCUCCACAUCCAAGCCGCAGGAGAACUUCAUUUGGAGUAUUGCGAACUAUUUCGGACUACCUGGUGACAUGGACUGCGCUGACCUUGCUAGUGAUAACCUCCUAUCGGAGCUUUUCUCAACCAUCAAAAAUGGUGUUUUUGAAGCAAAGGCGGUGGUAACUGAGCUGGUUGGGAUGAGCAGCAGCCACUUUGCCGGGAGUUUCCAGGCAGUGGCCUCCGGCGCUGUCGAAGAGAACAUCCUUGGCCAAAACGUUGGGGGCAUGAUGAAAUCCGCCUUCGGCAGUCUUACUACAAUUGACGAAUAUCUCUUCAAUGGCUCAUCCAUCUCGACAUUGCACUCCAUCAUCACGGGUGGACAACUCCUAGAACCCAACUGGGUCCCCCCGAGUCUGAAUUCGCUCAUGAACGGCCCAAUCCUAAAUGCAUUCCUCGCUUCCCUAAUUCCUCUGGCCUGGCAAAAAUCGCCCAGCCCGGUCAUCCCCGUGAUCAUCAACUCUGGCCAUAUGUGCGGUGAGAAGUCUUCCUCAGAUCUUUCCGAGUGGUUGGAGCCGGCUGUCGCGGCCAAGACAGGAGUUUGCUAUCAAAAUCAGAUGUGGUAUGGCGUGGGCUGUCAGAAGAGUCCAAUCUGCCCCCAUAACCUAUGCGGUAUCGGGCGGUUUACCAUCCUGCCGGGAACCUCGUCCCUGGGUUCCAAAGCCUGGCCUAUUACCUUUGAUCAGAUCGUCCAAGCAUCUGUCAAUGGCUAUAUGCAAAAUAGAAAGAAGAACGGUGGUGGUUUCGCAAAAGCGGCAGACACAGCAGCACUAUCGGCUAUCUACGACCAGAACAUCACUGCUCCUGGGGUCAAUACUAUCCCAGUCUGUGGAUUGGAUGAGCUACUCCAUAAUCUGGAUGCGUACUUCAACAGGCACGUGCAGAGUAAGAACUUUCCUUGCAAUUGA